AUGAGCAAGAUUGAAAUUUACAAAAAGGAGAAUACAAUUCUUGAUAAAGAAUUGGGCACCUAUCAAAAUGGUACCACAAAAAUGGUGUUUUGUAAAUGGUGGGGUCAAAAAUGUGUUUUGGCUUCGGGUGUAAAAUCCAAAACAAAUGAGAAAUUUUUAUAUAAAACUGGUAUUGAAACAAGUUUUGAAGAAGUUGAAGAAUUAAUUGAAGCUUUGGUAAAUGCAGCAAAUCCUCCAACGCUGUAAAUUAUCAUGAAUUAUCUCAAACCACCAACUACAAGGGUGAAAAAUUUCGUCUGGUUCUAAAGAAUAGCGAUUAUCAAGGGCUAAUACUUGUGCGCAUGAAACGUCGUGCAGUUGUUGACGAGUUUGAUGCUGUUGACCUGGACAAUUCCGAUCCCGAACCCUUGGAAGAAGAAACAUCCACAACAACCGAUAUCGAGUGGAGUGUUUACAUUGGUAAAAACGACAAUUGGGCAAAGAUAAAGGGUAUACUACGCGAAUUUUGUAUUGAUCUUCACCAUAUUCUCAACGUGGACGAGGAAUCUCCAAUAAUUUCCCCACCGCAGUCCCCUGUAGCUCAACCAGCAACAACAUCGGCAACAACAACAGCAGUGUCAGAUGUCGGACGACCUGCUCAACCUGUACAAACUGUGGAACAAGUUCAAAUUCACCCCCCACCAAAGAAAACGGGGAAGAGAAAACAGGACACAAAAGGUGGUCAAGCAAACGGCAACAAACGUGCAAAGAAAAACAAGGAAUUACAUAGCACUGAAGACGAACAGGAGGUAAGCAAAUCUAUAAUUUUUGAUUUGCAAUUACCCCCACCGUAUGACUAG
This is a messenger RNA of Paramuricea clavata, 839 nucleotides long. NCBI's taxonomy places the organism in Eukaryota, Metazoa, Cnidaria, Anthozoa, Malacalcyonacea, Plexauridae. The record is from the annotation of a GenBank genome assembly.